AUGUUCCAAGUAUCUCCCAUUGCCGUAGCUGUUGGUAGCGUUACCAGGUUUAUUGCUGGUGGUACAAUCUAUGGUCCUCUCUUUGGUGAACGAUGGAUGGCAGCUAUGAAGGAAGACAAAGGCACGGAGAAGUGGAAACAACAAGAAUGUUGUCCAAAAUGGAAUUUAGCCAUUGAACUGUUGACGAGUAUUCUUCAGGCGUACGUUACUGGGAUUCUCCUCAAUGUUACCAGAGCACAGGAUUACAAUGAAGCUGCUUUUCUCGGCUUGAUUCUGUUCAGCGGAUGGGUUGUUCCUUACGCCGUAAGCGAACAAAUCUGGGAAGGAAGACCGUUCCUCCUGGCAAAGCUUAAAUUCCUUAAAGGUUUCUUGGAUACCGUCGGACUCUCUGUAUUGAUGUAUGCGAUUGGCGACAACUACUAA
Messenger RNA from Paraglomus brasilianum, 423 nucleotides. The record is from the annotation of a GenBank genome assembly. NCBI's taxonomy places the organism in Eukaryota, Fungi, Glomeromycota, Glomeromycetes, Paraglomerales, Paraglomeraceae.